UGAAGGAGAGGUCUCUCAGUGGAUCGCUUGCCCCCCACCCGCCCCUUUGCCUCCCCGGACUCCGUCUCCGCAAUGUAGGCUGCGGCGGCGUCCCCGCCUGGAUCCUGCGAGGCUGGCGGCCGAGCGGCAGGGGGUGUCUUCGCUGCCUCCGCCUCCUCCGCCUCGCCGCUCCUUUCCCUUUUCUGCGCCCUUCGGGCCAAUCGGCGCAAAACAAAGGCGCGCAGGAGGAGCGGAGGGAGGCCCAUCUCCGCCUGCCCUUCCCUCCCGGGUCAGUGGCUCCGCGCGCCGUAAACAAACGCAGCCCCGGGGUCGCCUCGUGCGCGCUGGAAGGGAGCCCAGGCAGGAUGGCCAAGAGCCGGGCUGCCAACCCAGCGAUGGCCGGGCUCGUCUUGGCGCUCUGGUCCCGCUGCUGCUCCGCGGAUCCUCGGGUGGCUGGUUCUCCGGACGAGUCCCAAGCGCCGGGGCUCAGCCUCCAUCCGCCCUACUUCAACCUGGCGGAGAUCGCCAAGAUUUCGGCGACCGACACCUGCGGCCAGGACGAGAGCGGGAGGCCUCGCCGAGAACUCUUCUGCAAGCUGGUGGGGGGCCCCGCCGCUUUCCCCGCGGGGAAAAACAUCCAGGGCCAGUUUUGUGACUAUUGCGAUGCCGCUGAUCCCAACAAAGCUCACCCAGCAACCAAUGCUAUAGACGGGACAGAGCGCUGGUGGCAAAGUCCUUCUCUCUCCUUAGGUUUAAAGUAUGAUGUGGUCAACAUUACUUUAGAUCUAGGACAGUUCUUUCACGUGGCCUAUGUCCUCAUCAAAUUUGCAAAUUCUCCUCGCCCAGAUCUGUGGGUAUUAGAAAGAUCAACAGACUUUGGAAAAACUUAUAUGCCAUGGCAAUAUUUUGCUUAUUCUAAGCAAGGCUGUUGGGAACGUUUUGGGAAGGAAGCGAAUGCCCGUGUUAGAAAAGAUGAUGAUGUCAUUUGCACUACAGAAUAUUCUCGGAUUGUGCCUUUAGAAAAUGGAGAGAUUGUGAUAUCCUUGGUAAACGGUCGUCCAGGAGCAAAUAACUUCACCCAUUCUCCUAUACUUAGAGAAUUUACUAAAGCAACAAAUAUUCGUUUACAUUUCCUCAGAACCAAUACCCUUCUUGGGCACUUGAUAUCUAAAGCUCAACGGGAUCCCACAGUGACGCGCAGAUAUUACUACAGCAUAAAAGACAUCAGUGUUGGUGGACAGUGUGUUUGUAAUGGACAUGCAGAUAUCUGUGAUGCCGAAAGGGACAUAAAUUCAUACAGGUACCGAUGUGAAUGUCAGCACAACACUUGUGGAGAAACCUGCAAUCAUUGCUGCCCUGGAUAUAACCAGAAACAAUGGCAACCUGCAACAACCAGCAGUACAAAUGCUUGUGAACCCUGCAACUGCCAUGGACAUGCCAUGGACUGCUAUUAUGAUCCUGAAGUUGAGCAACGUAAAGAGAGCUUAAAUAUUUAUGAACAGUAUCAAGGUGGAGGGGUCUGCAUCAACUGUCAGCACAACACAGCCGGUGUAAACUGUGAGAAAUGCUUGAAGGGCUUCUACCGUCCUUAUGGUGUUCCAGUGACAGCAACGUAUGGAUGUAUACCCUGCAGCUGUAACUCAGAACAUUCUGAUGGCUGUGAGGAAGGAUCUGGUCGCUGUUACUGCAAGUUGAAUUAUCAGGGUGAGACCUGUGACCGGUGCGCUGAAGGAUACCAUAGCUUCCCCUUCUGCUAUGGGAAUCCUGUUUAUCCUGUUACUCCAAGUCCAGAAGACCCUUCAGCUGGUCAUAUAGCUGGAGGCUGCAAGCCAGGAUUUUUUGGGCCACGUUGUCAACCUUGCCAGUGCCAUGGCUCAGGUGCACUAGGUGAUCGUGAAUGCGACAGACGAACAGGACAGUGCCGAUGCCGUGAAGGAUUUCAAGGAAUUGCCUGUGAUAGCUGUGCUGUAGGCUAUUUCCAGUACCCUUUCUGUCAAAUGUGUGAGUGCAAUUUAGCUGGCACCCUCCCUGAAAUAUGUGACUUCCUUGGAAGAUGCCUUUGCCGUGUUGGCGUAGAUGGCUUUCAGUGCAACGCCUGCCAGCCUGGAUAUUAUUCUUUCCCCUUCUGUCAAGAAUGCAACUGUGAUACAUCUGGGUCUGUGAGCAACGUGUGUGGCUCUUUGGGACAUUGUCAUUGCUAUACAAACUAUGCUGGGCCAAAAUGCAGCCAGUGUGCUCCUGGCUACUAUAGCUAUCCCAAUUGUUUGCCUUGUCAGUGCUCGACCCAUGGCUCCUACCAGGGCGCAUGUGAUGCAGCCACAGGCCAGUGUGAGUGUCAACCAGGCUUUACAGGACAACAGUGUCACAGAUGUGUCUCAGCAGCCAACAGUUUUCCUCAUUGCCAAGGAAACAGCAACGAAUGUGACCCAGCAGGAACCAUGGAUUCUUAUUCUGACGAUUGCCGGUGUCUGCAAAAUGUAGAAGGUCCAACCUGUAGCAUCUGCAAACCACUUUACUGGCAUCUGGCCAGAGAAAACCCGUAUGGAUGCAUAGAGUGCCAGUGUGAGGCAUCUGGAACACUGAGUGGACUCAGAGAGUGUCGGCAGGUGGAUGGUGAAUGUUACUGCAAGCCUAACGUUUGUGGAGAUUCGUGUGAUACUUGUGAAGAUGGUUAUUACGGCCUAGAAGACAAUAAUUAUUUUGGAUGUCAAGGGUGCAAAUGCGACGUGGGAGGGGCCAUAAGCCGUGUGUGCGAUGAUCUGUCGGGUGAUUGCCAGUGCAGAAGGCACAUGGUUGGAAAAUCCUGCAAUGAGCCUGAAAAGGACUACUACUUACCUGAUUUACAUCACAUGAAGUUUGAAGUUGAAGACGGUACAUCUCCUAAUGGAAGAGGAAUCCGGUUUGGUUAUGAUCUUCAAGAAUUUCCUGGCUUUAGCUGGCGAGGUUAUGCACAGAUGUCCUCAGUACAAAAUGAAGUAAGGAUAACUCUGAACGUGGAGAAAUCAAACCUCUGUUUAUUUCGUGUUAUCUUGAGGUAUAUUAAUCCUGGAACUGCUGCGGUAUCUGGCCACAUAAUCGCUUAUUCUCGGCUUCGUAAAGGGACUCCUCAGAGCAAAGGUGUUGUCUUCCCGCCCAGUAAAGAACCUGCUUUUGUCACUGUCCCAGGGAAGAGCUUUGCAGAUGCAUUUUCACUGACUCCUGGAACCUGGAUUUUUAAAAUCAUGGCAGAGGGAGUCCUUUUGGAUUACCUGGUGCUCUUGCCUAGCGACUACUAUGAAGCCCCCAUCCUGCAGAUACCAGUUACAGAGGCUUGCACAUAUUCAGGACAGGCAGUGACAGAUAAUUGUUUACAGUAUGAGCACCUGCCACUGGAUAGAUUUUGCUGUGUGCUUGGUUCAGAAGUCAGAGUUUCCUUGAACAGAAGAGAGUACAGGAACGUAGCUUCCCAACAGCCAACAGCCAAACAUCCCGUAAUGUCUCAUAUCACUGGUCAAGAGGUGGAUCUGCAGAUAAGGCUGACAGUUCCCCAAGUUGGCCGCUAUGUCGUAGUCCUUGAGUAUGCUAAUGAACAUGAUCGAGUAUAUGUCGGCAAUGUGAAUAUUGACACCCCCGGGAAUGUGAUGGAGGCAAAAAUCAAUAUAUAUAGCUGCAAAUACAGCUUUCUAUGCCGCAGUGUCGUGCUUGAUGAAAUGCACCGAGUUGCAGCUUAUGACCUUCUGGCUGAUGCAAACUUCCAUCUCAGGGCUUCAGCAAUAGAUUUUCUCCUACAUAAAGUUUGCCUUAUUCCUCUGGAAGAUUUUUCUAUAGAGUACUUGGAACCUAAAGUAUAUUGCGUUGCCACUUCUGGCCAUUCAGCUGAUCCAAGUGCUUCAUGCCUCCCCUCACAAUAUGAAACUCCUCCUUCAGCCGUGGUCUUGGAUGCUCUGAGGGAUGGGCAAGUUGCAGAAGUGCAAAGAAAUGGGAUAUACCAGGAGUCACUGAGUUCUCCUUUGCCAUCUGUUCAUACAGCUAAUGGAGUAACUUUGACUUCUUUACAGAACCAAAUUACUCUGCAUGGGAGAGUGCCGCAUUUGGGCAGAUACGUGUUUGUCAUACAGUUUUACCAGCCGGAGGUCCCAACAUUUCCUGUACACGUGACUGUAGAUGGAGGACAACUCUGGUCAGGGUCUUAUAAUGCUUCAUUUUGUCCGCAUAUUGCUGGAUGCCGAGGUUUGGUGAUGGCAGAAAAUCGAAUUGAACUUGACAUCCCUCAGCACGAUAUCUCAGUCACUGUGAAAAUUCCUAAUGGAAAAAUGCUUGUGUUGGAACGUGUCCUGGCUGUUCCAGCAGACAGCUACAGUUAUAGACUUCUUCAGAAAGAUACUGUGGACAAGUCAUUUGAUUUCAUCUAUCAUUGUGGUGGGAACAGUUUUUACAUUAACCCUGCCACUUCCUCCGAAUUCUGUAGAACGUCUGCAAGGUCACUUGUAGCUGCCUACAAUGAUGGAGCACUGCCUUGUAAUUGCCACAGAAAUGGGGCCACCAGUCGCACUUGCGACCCUGUGGGAGGGCAGUGCAAUUGCAGACAGCACAUCAUUGGCCGCCAGUGUAGCAGGUGUCAAACAGGCUAUUACGGAUUUCCCUUUUGCAAACCAUGCAGUUGCGGGCGGCGACUUUGUGAUGACAUCACUGGAAAGUGUAUUUGUCCUCCUCAAACCGUUAAGCCCAGAUGUGAAGUGUGUGUGAGGCAGCACUUCGGCUAUCACCCCCUUACUGGCUGCGAGGGCUGCAAUUGCUCCAGGAAAGGCAUUAUUAAUCCGGGAAAUGCUGAAUGUGAUAAAAUUGUUGGGCAGUGCAAAUGCCGCAUAGGAAUAACUGGUCGACGGUGCGAUCGAUGUGCUUCUGGUUCCUAUGGUUUUCCAAACUGCAAACCCUGCGAAUGUAACAGAGAAGGAACAGAGCCAGAUGUUUGUCAUCCACAGACAGGAGUUUGCCUCUGUAAGGAGAAUGUUGAAGGUAUUCAGUGUGACAUGUGCCGCCCUGGGUCGUUUUAUUUGGACUCUGCUAACCCGAAGGGUUGCACCAAUUGCUUUUGUUUCGGAGCAACCAAUAUUUGUCGCAGCACAAAUAAACGUAGGGUUAAGUCUGUUGAUAUGAGGAACUGGCACCUAGAAGCUGUGGAUAAUGGCAUGAGCAUCCCUGUAACUUUCAAUCCAGGCAGCAACAGUGUCGUUGCUGAUGUUCAAGAACUGCCUCCCUCUGUGCACAAUUUAUACUGGGUAGCACCACCAUCUUACUUGGGAGAAAAGCUUUCUUCAUAUGGCGGCUACUUGAGCUAUCAAGUUAAAUCCUUUGGCUUGCCUAGCGAAGGCAUGACUCUACUGGAAAAAAGGCCCGAUCUGCAGCUUACUGGUCACCAAAUGAAAUUAAUCUAUGUGGAUCCUAACAAUCCUUUGCCCGACAAACAGUAUUAUGGAUCAGUUCGGCUACUUGAGGGAAACUUCAGACAUGCAAGCAGCAAUAGCUUGGUAUCUCGAGAGGAACUGAUGAUGGUCCUGUCUAGACUGGAUGGAUUACGAAUCAGAGGACUUUACUUCACAGAAUCUCAGCGGUUAACCUUGGGCGAGGUCGGUCUGGAAGAAGUCUCCAAUGCAGGAAAUGGCAUCGUUGCUUUUGAUGUAGAGACAUGCUCCUGCCCUCCUGAAUAUAUGGGUGAUUCAUGUCAGGAAUGCAGCCCAGGAUUCUACCGUGAGAACAGUGGCCUAUUAACAGGACGGUGUGUUCCUUGCAAUUGUCACGGAAAUGCAAAUAGAUGCCUGGAUGGUUCUGGAAUUUGUAUUAAUUGUCAGCAUAAUACUGCUGGCGAGAAGUGUGAACGCUGUAAAGAAGGCUAUUUUGGAGAUGCCACGCAAAGAACCUGCAGGGCUUGUCGCUGUCCUUUUACAAGCAGUUUUGCUAAUGGAUGCGUGGAAAAUGGUGGAGAAAUUCAGUGUUUCUGCAAAGAAGGUUAUACUGGAAUGCACUGUGAGAGCUGUGCUCCUGGUUACUUUGGAAACCCACUCAAAUAUGGAGGUUACUGUCAGAAGUGCAACUGCCCUGAUAAUGGUCAGCUCAUGACCUGUGAGCGCCUGACUGGGGAAUGCAUAAGCCAAGAACCAAAAGAUAUAGAUCCUCAAGAAGAUUGCGACUCCUGUGAUAGCUGUGUAAUUACUUUGCUGAAGGAUUUGAGUACAAUGGGGGACGAGCUCCGUCUGAUUAAGUCUCAGAUGCAAAACGUCAAUGCCAGUGCCCACACAUUGGGGCAGAUGAAGCAUCUGGAAGACCGCAUCAAGGAACUGAAGAUUCUGUUGAGCCGCUAUCGUACCGUUAUUACGACUCACGGCCCAAAAGUGGAUGAACUGGAGACAGACCUGCUCGACCUUAACCAAAAUGUUAAUGCUCUAAAAGAAAAGGCUGAAAGCAAUUACAAGAAAGCAGAGACACUGUUCAACAAAUUUAGUAAGACUAAUGAAAGGGGGAAAGACUUGAUUUCAAAGAUACAAAGUGUUGCCACCAAUAUUAACGUUCUCCUGGAUCAGAUAACUGGUACUUCUACAGCAGUAACUCCUUCAGCUUCAGGAGAUGGUGCCAAAGAGCUGGCUCAAGCUCAGCGAAUGAUUAACGAGAUGAGAAACCGCAAUUUUGAGCAACAACUAACAGAAGCAGAAAAGGAGAAAAGAGAAGCCCAGCUUUUGCUGGAGCGUGUAAGGACUGAACUACAAAAGCACCAAGCAAAAAACCAGGGACUUAUUAAAACUAUAAGAGAGUCAUUAAAUGAGUAUGAAUCCAAGCUCGAAGAUCUUCGGAUAUCUUUGAAUGAAGCAAAAGAGCAAACAAAGCAGGCUGAAAAUUUAAAUGGAAAUAAUCAACUCCUUUUGGAAGAUGUUAAGAAACGGAUUGAUGCAAUGACUAAACAACAGACUGGCAUCUUGGAUCUUCUGAGCUCUGCUGAAGCAUCAUUGUCUCAAGCAAACAGUGUGUUUGGCUUGCUGCAGAAGAGCAAAGAGGAAUAUGAAAACUUAGCUGCCCAGCUGGAUGGCGCGAGGAAGGACCUAAGUGAAAAACUGAAGAGCCAGUCUUUAUCGGCCAGCAAGGAACCUCUAGUAGUGAGAGCAGAAGAGCAUGCCAACUUUUUACAAGACCUGGCAAGAAAACUGGAUGAGAUCAAGAAAAACGUCAGCGAUGACGAGCUGGUGUCCUGUUCUGUGGCAGCAGCUACUGCCUACGAUGACAUUAUUGAUGCCAUCAAAGCAGCAGAGGUUGCUGCCAACAGUGCAUCCAGUGCUGCAGACUCAGCUUUAUCAACAGUGGAGAGAAAAGACCUAGCUGGAAGUGCCAAGAGACUGAAGACCAACAGCGGCAAUCUGUUAAAUCAAGCACAGGCUGCAGAAAAGACCUUACAGGAUAUCAGUCCCACUCUUGAUGACUUAAAGAGCAGACUUGAGGUUGCCGAGCACAAGAAAAAUGUGAUAAAGGCAAAUCUUACAAGCUUUCAAAACAACCUUCAGGGGAUAAAUAGAGAUGACACAGACGGCUUGAUUACAAGCGCAAAGAACAUGGUCAAAAAUGCCAAUGACAUUACUGCUAAUGUUCUCACGGAACUGAACCCAAUUAAAGAAGAUGUGGAAAAGAUAAAGAUUUCCUAUGGAAGCACACAGAGCUCUAACUAUAACAAGGCUUUGAAUGAUGCAAACAAUACAGUAAAGAACUUGACAAACAUCCUCCCAGAUCUGUUUAACAAGAUUACACGCAUCAAUGAACAACUUAUGCCAAUAGCUAACAUAUCGGAGAAUAUAAACCGCAUCAGAGAGCUCAUCCAGCAAGCAAGAGAUGCUGCUAACAAGGUUGCUGUUCCCAUGAGGUUCAAUGGCAGUUCUGGGGUUGAGGUCCGGCCUCCAGAUAACCUUGAUGACUUGAAAGGCUAUACUUCUCUUUCUUUGUAUCUGCAAAGGCCUCUCUCACGAUUGGACAGCCCACGGCGGCAGACGUCCAACAUGUUUGUCAUGUACUUGGGUGACAAGGAUAGUUCCAAGGACUACAUAGGCAUGGCUGUCCGCGAUGGCCGUCUCAUUUGUGCCUAUAGUUUAGGAGGCGAUGAAGCCGAAAUACGGGUGCCUGAAUCGGUGUUUGAAAGCGAUACCAAGGAUGCAAUUUUGGAUCGUGUGCAGUUUGAAAGGAUUUACCAGUAUGCAAAACUGAAUUACAUUCAAGGUGCAACCUCUCCUUCACCAUCAAGCUUUGGGCCUUUUGAUGACAGCAGUGGAAACAGCCAUACUCUUCUCAACCUGGAUCCUGAGAAUGUGGUCUUCUAUGUUGGAGGAUAUCCGUCAGAUUUUAUACUUCCCAGUACGCUAAACUACUCUCCUUAUGAAGGCUGCAUUGAACUGGAUAGCUUGAACGAGAGAGUUAUCAGCCUGUACAAUUUCAAGAGGAGUUUUAAUCUUGAUACCAGUGAAGUACAACCAUGCAGAAGAUAUAAAGAACAGUCUUCCAGACUUUAUUUUGAAGGCACAGGUUAUGCACAUGUUGACGUAACUUCACCAACUAGCGCUUUUCGACGAUAUGAGCAAACCAUUCAGACUACUACAGAUGAUGGAAUUGUGUUUUUUGCAAGUAAUCAGGACAAGUUCAUUUGUUUGAGGAUUGAAAAAGGCCAGCUGGUACUCAGGUAUAAAGUUGAUUCACAGCCUCCAAAAGAAGCAAAGAGCCAAGUGGUCAUAAACAACGGAAUGGAUCAAAUAGUUCUUUUACUCAUUGGCCCACAAAUAGUUGCUUUCGGCAGGCCUAGAGAACAAGUUAACAUAAGUAUGUUUCCGUUCAAUUCAUAUUACCUCGGUGGAAUCCCAGCCUCUAUAAGAGAACGUUUUAAUAUAUCGACACCUCCAUUUCGUGGGUGCAUGAAGAAUGUAAAAACUUCUUUUGAGUCUUCUCCUACCAUCUCUGAGAUGCUUGGUGUCAGCAAAAAUUGUCCCGAAGACUGGAAGCUUGUGAGAGCUGCGACUUUUUCUAAGAAUGGAGUACUUGAUUUGAGUGAUGAUGGUUUUCCAUUUCCUAACGACUUCCAAAUUGGAUUUGGCUUUCACACAUUGGCCCUUGAUGGAACAUUGCUAUAUUACAAUUUACGGCCUGAUGUGCUUACUGUGCUCCUGAGAAAUGGCUUUGUCAUCGUAAAGUUAGCUGAUGAAGAAGGUCAGUCUAGCAAGAGAUAUGAAGAUGGCUCAAUGCAUUAUGUAACAGUGAUGAAAGAGGGUGACACGCUUAAGAUGCUAGUUGAUGAUGUGCCUGAGUCAACAAUCGUUGGAACCCUUGGAAGGAAAACAAUGAGUCGGCCAAUAGAGUUGGGUGGGAAUGAUUUUGAAGGAUGCAUUUCCAAUGUCUUUAUACAAAGAUCAGAUCGGCUUCCUCAAGUACAAAACCUAACUGAUAACACUAAGAAGAUUGAUGUAUCCUUAGGAUCCUGUAUGAUAAAGAAACAACCCAAGCUGAUGCUGCUGAAAGACCUGGAUGAUGUGGACCAUCCAAGGUUUCUAAAGAGGAAAAAAACCAUUGCCUAUUUGACAGAUGGAAGUAUGCAGCAAAACAACAAGGGCUGUCCUUUACAUGCUCAGUUAAAUUUUGUCACUGGAGCAUAUCAUUUUGGCAAUACUCCUGACACUCAUUUGUUGUUUACAACAUCUCAAGCAUCAUCAAGAGACAGGUCCCAUUUUGCUGUGGACGUUCGUACAUCAUCAUCUAGAGGAUUGAUCUUCUUCAUGGGAGACAAGCUGGGGAACAGCUACACAGCUCUUUUCCUUUCAAAAGGGCGCUUUGUGCUUUUACUUGCUGCUGAUGGAAGGAAGAUAAAAAUCAAAAGCAAAGCUAAAUACAAUGAUGGACAGUGGCAUACUGUGGUGUUCAGCAGAGCUGGAAAGAGAGUACGACUUGUUGUUGAUGGUCUGAAAGCUCGGGAAGUAAACACAGAACCUUCCUUCUCUGCCAUGACUGAGUCACCGAUCUACCUAGGAGGGGUUCCUUCAUUGAAAAUUCAGAGUAUACCGAGAAAGAGUUUUGCAGGUUGCCUGAGAAACUUUAAUGUGGAAGGAAAGCACAUGCGUACAUACCAUCAGAACAGCAGCGUUCUGCCUUGCUUGGAUAAUGUUUUGGAGAAUGGGAUCUCUUUCUUCAACGAAGGGGGGCAUAUUGUCAUCGAAAAUGCUUUUUCAUUGAGCUUGGACUAUAGGAUUGUAUUUAACAUUCGUUCAAGAAGCUUGAAUGGCAUUUUAAUUCAUACUGGCAGCAAACAAAGGAACUAUUUAACUGUGUACAUGGAAGGAGGCAUGCUCACUGCCUCUGGUAAUAAUGGCGCUGGAGAGUUCUCAACGUCAGUCACUCCUCGGCAGUCUCUGUGUGAUGGGAAAUGGCACUCCGUAGCAGUAACUCGGAAACAGAACAUUGUGUACCUCGAAGUAGAUAGAAAGAGUAACUCCACCACUGGACCAUCAGCUAUGCUCUCCACCAGCCAUGCUCAACCACUUUAUUUUGGGAGAGUUCCAGUAAAUUUGGCAACACCGUGGCUUCCUGUUCAGGACGUGUUCCUUGGCUGUCUGAAGGGUGUUUCAAUUAAUGACAAACCUGUUUUAGUGAGCAAAAUUUCAGAUGUUCAUGGUGUUGUCAGCUUGCAAGGGUGCCCUGUCAAUUAAAUUCCCCAUGUAUCUCCUCAGGAUGAAAUCUCCUUAAUGUACUGUAUGAAUGCCACAAUAUGUUUUCAUCUCUUCUAAACUGUGUGUUAUUCUUGCCACUUAUUUCUAACAUGGUUUAAGGAUGUAUAUAUUUUUCAGAAUUGUGGUCUGGGCCACCAUUGUUAGAUGCUUUGAUAUUUUGUUUGGCUUUUGCUGUGUACAAUUCAUUCUAUAUGAUAAAGCCACGUGAAAUACAAAAUGCUGUUGUACAUAAUACAAUCAGGUGAGACUCUGUUCUCAGCCACAGUUGUGCAUAACUAGAACACUUGUAUUGACAUAAGAGGCCAGUCCUGAGGCACCUGACAUGACAAGCACUACCCAAAUUAGAAAUGAAAAAUAUUUGGAUUACAACCAGAAUCUGACCUUGUUGGCAGAAUUUUAUAAAAAAUAGACAAUUAUGUUGGGUUGCUGAAUCAGCUCUUUCUUAUAAGUGUGCAUUUGACAAAAAUAAUAUAAACCUGAAUAUGAAGCACUUUAAAAGAAUGGAAUCCAAGAAGUUACAGUUUUAAGAGUUCUAUGGCCAAAUAAAUGCAAUUUGCUUUUAAAAAAAAUCUGUA
Podarcis muralis (Common wall lizard) is the source of this 11272-nucleotide messenger RNA. Lineage: Eukaryota; Metazoa; Chordata; Lepidosauria; Squamata; Lacertidae. The record is from RefSeq and is a predicted model, not a curated record.